This is a messenger RNA of Rotaria sp. Silwood1, 936 nucleotides long. The record is from the annotation of a GenBank genome assembly. Lineage: Eukaryota; Metazoa; Rotifera; Eurotatoria; Philodinida; Philodinidae.
AUGCGUGCAAGUUCCAUUGAUAUUCAUCCAAAUGCAACAUGGUCAAAGAAUGGUAUCACUGUUGCUGGAGGAAAUGGAUAUGGCAGUGAAAUCAAUCAACUGAAGACUCCAGGGAGUUUGGACGUCGACGACGAUCAGACGAUUUAUGUCGCUGAUUGUGAAAAUCACCGUAUUGUGGAAUGGAAAUCUGGUGCAACGAAUGGAGAAGUAGUUGUUGGUGGAAAUGGAGAAGGAAAUGGAGCUCAUCAAUUAAAAUUCCCACGAGAUGUGAUUAUCGACAAAGAGAACGAUAGUCUCAUCAUCAGCGAUUUUGGGAAUAACAGAGUAGUUCGAUGGCCUCGUCGAAAUGGUACUCGUGGAGAAACAAUUAUUUCAAAUAUCGCUUGCUUUGGUUUGACAAUGGACGACAAUGGUUAUCUCUAUGCCGUUGACAAUCAAAAACAUGAAGUGAGACGAUAUAAAAUUGGUGAUACUAAAGGAACAGUAGUUGCAGGUGGCAGUGGAAAAGGAAAUCGUCCCGAUCAACUCUCUAAUCCCCGCUACGUAUUUGUCGAUCGAGAUCAUUCAGUUUAUGUGUCUGAUUCGUGGAAUCAUCGUGUAAUGAAAUGGAAAGAAGGUGCAAAACAAGGCAUUAUCGUCGCCGGUCGUCCAGGACGAGGAAAUAGUCUUACACAAUUGAAUUAUCCUUUUGGAGUCGUUGUUGAUCAAUUGGGUACUGUCUAUGUGGCUGAUGGUGAGAAUCACCGAAUCAUGCGUUGGCCAAAAGAAGCCACACAAGGAAGUGUCAUUAUUGGUGGAAACGGGUAUGGGAAACAGUCGAAUCAACUCAAUUGGCCCAUAGGUUUAUCAUUCGAUCGACAUGGUAAUCUCUAUGUCGUCGAUCAUGAAAAUAAUCGAGUACAAAAAUUUAAUAUCUCACAAACUCAAUUCGUAUGA